UAUGUAUAAUAGGAGUUCUCACAAGCGUCAAGUACAUAUUUUGCUUUACAAUGUUUUCAAAAAAUAUUAUACUACUUUUGUUUGUCGUGAGUUUUACAGUGAAAAGUAUUACCGCAGGUAGUGGAGAGAUAGUGGAAGCUGCUACUAGUGAGCGGAUAGUGGAUGAUGGUUCUACGAGUACAGGGAAUAAAAAACUGAAAGACAUGACAGACGAGCAAUGGGCAAAUUUAUUUAAACAGUAUGAUACCGAUGAGGAUGGUAUAAUCUCCCCAAAGGAAUUUCAGAAUUUGGUAUUCAAUGAGUUCAGUGGAUUCCUCACAGUUCACGAUGCAGAUAUAUAUAAAACUUUAAUUUCAAAGGAUAAAAGUAAAACAGAAUUGGAAAUGUUGAAAAACAUGAAACCGAUAAUAUAUUUAUUGACAAAGAGAAUUAGUAAAGUGGAGAUUGGAAACGUCAACAAAAAUGACACUUAUUCAAAAGAAUCUUUCGUGGAAGUAAUAAAAGAAAAUGAACAAGCUAGAAAACUGUUCUCAGACGAGAAUGAAAUUUCAGAAAUUCUAAAUCUGAUUAGUCAAAAAGUAGAAUGGCCAAUUGAUUUGGCGAAGCUCGAAGAAUUAUUAAAAAUGAUUAAGACUUCGCAAAUGAUAGUACAGUGUUACGAGGAAUUUUGUGAACUCGCCAAGGACCAAGAUGGCCGUAUUCCCGUUAAUGACUUUGUUAAAGCAUGGAUCGAGGAUGAUUCAAAUGAAACAGAAUUUGAUUUAUCAGACAAUGAGGAAUCAUCCAUUAACGAAAAAUUCACUAAAAUUAUCAAGAACGGGGAUUUAGACCGCAACGGUUUCAUUGAUUUUUAUGAAUAUCUGAUAUUAAUGAGUAAUGAUUAUAACCUGGACGGAGAUUUAGAGAUGUCACUUGAUAACAAAACUCUACUCUCGAUUCAAGAGAAUCUUUAAUCAUUGAAAAAUAUAACAGUUUUACAUAAAUACCAAUAAUUUAUAUUACAAAUUGACUCUAAAAUAACAUUAAAGAAUACACUAUGCGCCAAAAUAUAAAGUACAUUCGAUGAACAUUUCAGACAUAAAUUUUAAUAGAGA
This is a messenger RNA of Adelges cooleyi (spruce gall adelgid), 1094 nucleotides long. RefSeq lists its product as uncharacterized. The transcript has 10 exons. NCBI's taxonomy places the organism in Eukaryota, Metazoa, Arthropoda, Insecta, Hemiptera, Adelgidae. Bases 51 to 953 code for a protein of 300 amino acids. The record is from RefSeq and is a predicted model, not a curated record. Gene Ontology annotation, molecular function: calcium ion binding.